Macrosteles quadrilineatus (aster leafhopper) is the source of this 653-nucleotide messenger RNA. RefSeq names its product nicolin-1-like. Bases 17 to 628 code for a protein of 203 amino acids. The transcript is spliced from 5 exons. NCBI's taxonomy places the organism in Eukaryota, Metazoa, Arthropoda, Insecta, Hemiptera, Cicadellidae. The record is from RefSeq and is a predicted model, not a curated record. Gene Ontology annotation, cellular component: nucleoplasm.
UGUUCCUCUUAAAGAAAUGUUUGGGAGACAAACAGUGGAGUUUAGUGUGAAAGGACCUGUGUCUCUUAUACUAGACGAGGAACAAGUCGCUCUUCCCGGCUGUUCUAUACUGGAUAUUAAUUUUAAUCGACCCUCUCAGAUUGGAGAGUUGGUUUUUAGGAACUACUACACAGCAUGGAUAAGUGUUUUGGUCCGGUAUGAUGGACCUACAGCAAAUCCUAAAGAAACUGGAUGGAAAGUUGCAAUCACAAAGAAAGUGCUGAUGAUGUCUCCUCAUCAUGAAAAUGGUAGUCAAGAUGCAAUAUCAGUUGCAGCAACCGAGAGCAUGUUGAAAUGGCGUAAGGUGGUUGGGAUGCGGCUCAUUCUACGUCAACCGUCUCCAGAAUGGCGAGUAUUCCACGUAGAGGAACUUAACGUGUUUGGUGAUCUGCCGAGACUUGCACCGACUGCUAUGAACACUCCUUUUGAGAAAUAUGAUAAAAUACUAGAGUUGGUUCGACAGCAGACUUUGAAAGCUUUACACUGGACGCCGCCCCAACAAACGGAAUCGAAUAGGCAAGAGAAUUCAAGUGUCAUACCUAAGAUCACAAGUUCUGCAUAUGAAAUCACUAAACUUCCCCAAACGUAACUGUGUACUAUGUAAUAUGAUUGAG